UUAGCUAACAAAAUUAGGUUACUGAAGUACUCCAGCGGUCAAUAAAAGAAAACAUUCCGCACAAAGUUUACAAAGUUUUACAUCAGUUUGAAACAGAACGCCAGAACGCAGUUUUAAAGUUAAAGAAUUGUGAAAUAAUUUGUGAAUUUUGUAGAAUAAAACGAAAAUGGGUUGAACGACGUAUUUUCAGCUAAGAACAUUUCAAGAUGUUUACCCUAAGACGUGAGAACAACAAUGUUGUGACACUUGCGAUUGCUUGAGAGAUCAAUAAGGCUUUAGCAGAGUUUAGUUAACUGACAGUCACUCAGGGGAAGUUCUUGUGUUAGAGAAUUUCAUAAACUGUCACUUUCUCAAUUUUAUUUCAGAAAAUUAAGUUUAUAAUUUAAUUCCAGAACUUCUAAAAGCGAGAAGAAAUAUUGGAAAUAUUCCUGGAAAUUUCCAUUGGAUUGCUUACCUGUUGCAUUCAUAGAAUCAUUUACAGAAAAGAUGUUAACAAAGUGUUAAGAAGGAUAUAAACUUUGUUAACUUGGAAGUUGUAAACAUUUAUUAUCAAUUAUAUAAGUUGCGAAAUAAUUGCCAUGGCUUUAGAUAUGACCAUUAGGUCAAUAUUUUUUAGUGAAGAGGAUUUUGUUUUAAAACACACCUGUCAUGGCUGAUGAGGAAUUAGGUCCAUUAAUGGAGGAGCACAUAGGAGUUCGUAACACUACACUUGAUUUUUUAAGGUCUUUUUCUGUUCUCAGUGAUGAUUCAGAUUUUGACGAACUAGAUGAACCAGAUACUCCGGGAGACUUCUUUGAUGCAACUGAUGGAGACAUAUCAAGCCUUGUGGAACAUUCAACUGUCAGACACACUAUCACAUCUGGCAUCUGUGUGGAGUCAGGGAAACACCCUGAUCAUUUGGAGGGGAAAAUUAUACCCUUUUCCAGUAUCCACAAACCAGCAAAGGCUUUUGCUCAUAUUCGUCCAGACUGCUGGAUGAAAGACAUUCCUAUAAAUGCUAGAAUCUCGCAUGUUCAACGAGAACACCAUCCACACAUGACUAGAAAAGCUUUCAACCCAAACUUGUACACAAUAGAAGUUACACAUGGUGAAUACAAGUGGACGGUUAGACGUAGAUAUAAGCACUUUGACAGUUUACACAAAGCACUGCGACUGUUUCGAGCAAGAUACACACUUCCUAUGCCAACCAGACAGCACAGGGAACGGAGACAGAGCAUCAGAGAAGAGAGGAAGGAGCGAAAGAUGAAGAAAAGGCAGAAAAAGUCGAUCUCAAGAUUUCCAAAAAAGCCAGAGAUAAUGGUUAGAGAAGAGUCAAUAGAAAAAAGAAGGCAACAUUUAGAACAGUAUCUACAAAGUAUUCUCGAGUCGAAAUGGUACAGGAACCACACUGAAGUGCUGAAGUUCCUAGAUGUGAGUGAGUUAUCAUUUGUGAACAGACUGGGUCAGAAGUGGAAGGAAGGUGAUGUGAACAAAUGUUCUGGUGGUCGCAGGAUCUCUAUAGGCUGUUGUGGCUGUCUGAAGAAAUACCAUGUUGCUGGACGCUGGAGUAAAAGAUGGUUGGUUGUGAAAGACACAUUUAUUGCCUAUUUGCGGCCCUCUGAUGGAGUGCUUUGUGAUGUUAUGCUUAUGGAUUCAGACUUCAGAGUGGAGUCGGGGAUGUCUGCAACAGGCGCUCCUCAUGGCCUGUUGGUUAUGAACCAGUCUAGACAUUUGUUAGCUAAAAGUUGGACAAGUCGAAAGGCAGAUGAAUGGGAAGCAAGUAUCAAAGAAGCUGCAGAAACUACCGGCAAGGACUUCACUCAAGAAAACAGAUAUGAUUCCUACGCUCCUGCCAGAGAAAACUCCUACGCAAGAUGGUUUGUGGAUGGAGCCUCAUACUUUGAAGCUGUAGCAGAGGCCCUAGAGAAGGCCAAAGAGGAAAUUUUCAUCACAGAUUGGUGGUUAAGUCCAGAAAUCUAUCUGAAGCGCUAUGUAACAGACAGAGAGAAAUGGAGACUGGAUGAAAUACUAGGCAGAAAGGCUAACGAAGGUGUGAAGGUGUUUGUGAUACUCUACAAGGAACUGGAAAUGGCUUUAACCAUCAACAGUCACUACAGUAAACAUGCUCUCAUGAACAAAUCACCCAAUAUCAAAGUAAUACGACAUCCAGACCAUGUUGCUGGUAGUAACCGUGUGUUGCUAUGGGCGCAUCAUGAGAAGGUUGUAUGUAUAGACCAGAAAACAGCAUUUCUUGGUGGAUUUGAUCUCUGUUAUGGGAGAUGGGAUGAUGAUCUCCAUAGAAUGACAGAUUUGGGAUCUGUGGUGUAUGACUCUGACAAAUCUGCUGAUAACACAUUGCCGUUUCCCACUCAUAAUGGAUCAGUCCAAAGUAACAGACCUAGUAAUAGAAGGAAUAAGUCUAGGCAUCGACCCCCUAGUCCAAUAAUGGAGUCUCCUGAAAACAAUAUGGCUGACAGUGGAAUUGAUGAAAGUGCCAGCAACCACAGAUUAGAAAGUAAUGUGGCUGGUUCUCAGCCUGUAGAUGAAAGUGCUGGUGAUACACAUAUGAAAAAAUCUGAUAAAUCUGUGAUAGAUAAUGAAAAUUCUCGCAAUUCAUUAACUUCUGAGCAUGAUUUUGGAUCUAACGAUGUUUUAGCUGACAAUGAUAGUCUUGAAAGUGAUAAUAAAGUUGGACUUACAAAUGUGGUAGCUGAUGUUACUGUUCAUGCAGGUGAUCAAGACACAAAAUCAUCAGAUAAUGAAGCCGCUCAAAAAUUACGCUUCAGUGAUCUUGCAUUACAAAUGUAUAACAAAGUUCAUCAACAAAAGGUUGCUAAUGCAAAUGGUGAUCUGAAAUCAGCUGAUGGCACUGAAAAUACACAAACAUCGGAAAGUAAAAAUGUGGAAACAAACAAGGAAGGUGAAGAAGAUUCUCAUCCAGUUGAUGUGGAAAAUAUUGAUUUUAUUGACAGUUCUGUAUCAAGGAAUUUAGAUUCUCAAAAUAAACCUGAUUACGUAGUAGUGGACAGUUCUGGCUCUCUUGCUCAAGCUAGUGGUGACAUUGCUGAUGACAGUGUUUGCUCAAAUGGUAAAAAUGUAUCUGAAGAACAUGUACAUUCAAGUGUCUUAAAGGUAGCAAAUAAUGGUGCUAAACAAACAGAUCUGAACAGAAAUCAGACAAAAGGCUCAGUGAGAUUUAAGGAUGAGGGAGGGGGUGAUAUUCAAGAAGAAAUGAUUGUUCCAGUACGUACACAGCCUGUAGAAGGAUCACCACCAGGAAAGAAGGAUGCAGCAAUGAAGCGGGAAACAUGGGCUUCACGAAAAUUGAAGAAAACUUUUCGUUUGAAGGAUAAAGAGAAAUAUGAAGUUGAAGAUCAUCCAGAUGGGAAAGUAGACAGAAGUGACAGUGAUGAGGAGGGUUCAUCACAUGGUGGAAAGUUCCGUAGCAGAUGGAAGAUGGUGCUCAACAUAAAGAAGCUUGAACACGGUGGUAAGACGUCAGAGGAUGAGGAGACUGUACCACCAGAGAGUCCAUUCAGUAAGAACAUGACUGCCACUCCACACCAGUCCUUGUCUAAUAGACUUCUUAAUCCAUUUCGGAACCAGCGUCAGGAUAGUGAUGAUGAUGACAAUCUCUACUAUAGUCUGUAUCCAUGGAAACGCUUGUUCCGGCGUAACGAUGAAAACUCUUCAGUUCAGGUGAAGUCUGUGAUGAAGACGUCAGUAGCAGACGACUAUGAGGGGCUUGAAGGUUCAUCAAAACUUUGGAUUGGGAAAGAUUAUAUCAACUUUAUACAUAAAGAUCCUGUUGAUGUACAUAAUCCAUUCGAAGACUUUAUAGAACGAGACAAAACUCCCAGAAUGCCAUGGCAUGAUAUUGGAGCAGUGGUGUAUGGGAAGGCUGCUAGAGAUGUUUCAAGGCAUUUUAUACAGAGGUGGAACUUCUGCAAAACUGAAAAGUUCAAGACAAAGAAAGAAUUUCCUAUUCUUAUGCCAAAGUCUUACACUAAAUGUGAAGUAUCACCAGCUAUAAAGGAUAUCACAUAUGGAGUAACCACACAGAUUUUGCGAAGUAUCUGUGGUUGGUCUGGAGGUAUCAAAAAGACUGAGAAAUCUAUACAUUCAGCAUAUAUAGACUGUAUAAAGAGAUCAAAACAUUACAUCUACAUUGAGAACCAGUUUUUCAUCAGUCAAGCAGGAGAUCAUUCUUAUGUAAGGAAUGAAAUAGCCGAUGCUUUGGUGGAAAGGAUAGAGAGAGCUUACAAGGAAAAUGAAGCAUUUCGAGUAUAUGUGGUGCUGCCAUUGUUACCUGCGUUUGAGGGGGAGAUUGGAGCUAAUGGUGGAUAUGCUAUACAGGCAGUUCUUCACUGGAACUAUAAAUCUAUAUCAAAGGGAGAAAACUCUGUGUGGGCACAGCUUCUCAAGAAAGUGGAUGACCCAAAGAAGUAUAUAUUGUUUUGUGGCCUGAGAUCUCAUUGUGAACUUAAAGGGAAAUUGGUGACAGAGCUAGUGUAUGUUCACAGUAAAUUAAUGAUAGUUGAUGAUGAUACAGUAAUAAUAGGCUCAGCAAACAUCAACGACCGCAGUAUGAAUGGUACGAGAGACAGUGAAAUUGCUGUCAUGGUUGAAGACUCACAAAAAUUUCCUGUUCUAAUGUCUGGAAAAGAACACAUGGCAGGGAGAUUCGCUUCCUCUCUGCGGAGAACUUUAUUCCGAGAACAUCUGGGAAUCAAAGAAAUGGAUUUUAAGAUAGACCUUAGUGACCCAACUUGCAAUGAAUUUUAUAAGAAUGUGUGGUUACAUCGAGCCUCUGUUAAUACAACUAUAUACCACAAGGUGUUCAGAUGUAUUCCUGAUGAUCGAAUAAAGACAUUCCAGAUGGUUACAGAGAUAACACAGUCGCAGCCUCUGGCUGAAACCGACCCCGAGGCUGCUCAGACGGAGCUGAAGAAGAUUCAGGGACGUAUUGUGUUCAUGCCGCUAUACUUCCUGGAGUAUGAGGAAACUAUUAUGGCUGGCGGAGCCAACAAAGAGGCAGUUAUGCCUAUGAAACUUUGGCUGUAAAAUCUAGUAACCUCCAUUACAGAAGAGGUAGUUAAUCUACUGACCUUCAUUAUGGGAGAGAUGUAUAAUUUACUGAUCUUCGUUAUUGGAGAGAUAGAUAAUCUACUGACCUUCUAUCUCGGAAGAGGUAGAUAAUGCUCAACUUGUAAUUGUGAUUGAUGAGGGAACACUGAUCAUAUAGUGUUCUCAUGAAAUAUUUAUUUUAAUACAAGUUUAGAAGUUCCAACUUUUAUAGGAACUUUGUUUUUAUGGUAAUAUGUUAAUCUAGAGAUUGUUUUCUUUUAAACAGAAAAAGUACUAUCAAAUGUUCAUGUAUGUAUCCUCUAUUCUAAUCAGCCUGAUUGUGUUCCUGAAAUAUUACAGUUUUUCCAUAAUAUUUUACAUAUCAACUACUGUUCAUAUUAAGUAAUGCAAAACUAAAGAUUAAAGCAAUGGUAAUUAAAAUUCAUUGAAGAUAUUUUACUUUCCAAAAUGAGUGUAGAGCUGCAAAGAAUUUACUUUUAUUUAUCUUUUUUUAAGCAGCACAUACAUUGUACUCUUUUAAACAGGUCUGUUAGUAAAUACAUCUUUUAACAUAAUUUGAUUUACAAGUGAAGAAAAGUGAACAAUUGGCUUUAAAGACGGCCCAAAGUAGGCAUGCCGAGUGUGCCAUUAUAGGAUUUAAACCUACAAAUACAGAAUCAGAGUUUUGAUUUUUCUGGCAAAUUAAAACA
This is a messenger RNA of Mercenaria mercenaria, 5756 nucleotides long. RefSeq names its product phospholipase D1-like. Bases 649 to 5043 code for a protein of 1464 amino acids. The record is from RefSeq and is a predicted model, not a curated record. Gene Ontology annotation, biological process: cell motility; phosphatidic acid biosynthetic process; intracellular signal transduction. Gene Ontology annotation, molecular function: D-type glycerophospholipase activity; phosphatidylinositol binding. The transcript is spliced from 23 exons. NCBI's taxonomy places the organism in Eukaryota, Metazoa, Mollusca, Bivalvia, Venerida, Veneridae.